CUCCGACGAGCCUUUGUAUGGUACGCCAACAAGCUCGACACACAUCCUCUCCUCACCAAGGGCAUAACCAGCGGAAUUAUUGCGGGGAGUGGUGACUUUCUCUGUCAAACACUCAUAUCAAAUCGAGACGACGUCUGGGACCACGCACGGACCGGUCGAUUCGCCUUACUGGGAACCGUCCUGGUGGCUCCGGCCAUUCACGUUUGGUACGGAGCGUUGGCGGCACGCUGGCCCGGAACGAAGGCAACGGUGAUCGCCACGCGCGUGUUUUGGGAUCAGUUCAUCUUUACGCCGGUAUUUCUACCGGUCUGGAUGGGAUCGCUGUGGACCUUGGAAGACCGCCAUCAAAGCUUGAGUAGCGAUAUUAUACCACGGAUUGCCAAUUCGUUGCCCGAAAUUCUCGUUGCGAACUGGGCGUUGUGGAUUCCCGUCCAAGCCUUCAACUUUUAUACGUUGCCGACCAAGUACCAGGUGCUGUUCAGUAAUGUGGUCGGACUGCUAUGGAAUGCGUACUUGAGCUAU
Molecule: messenger RNA, 522 nt
Organism: Phaeodactylum tricornutum CCAP 1055/1
Lineage: Eukaryota; Bacillariophyta; Bacillariophyceae; Surirellales; Neidiaceae
Exons: 1
Cellular component (GO): cytoplasm; membrane
Source: RefSeq, a predicted model, not a curated record